ACUUUGGUGCAAGGAACGUGGGACGAUUUACACUCAGCAGUGGUGUUCUGGAUGUAUUAUUUUACUAUUAACAUGUUUUACAUUCGGUUUUUGUCAGCAGUAAAAUGGGUGAGCCACGGUUAAGAGACUGCACGCGUCGCAGUCACGUUUUUUACUUUUCCAGUGUGGCGUACAUACAUACUUCUCUGUAAUUAUGAGUGUACCCCUUUAAAAGAGAAGAUGAGAUGGGGGUGAGCAGGUGACGUAUGAGAAAGAAAAAAAAAUUGAGCAGUCGUCUUAAAACGUUGGAUAGUUCAUCCGUCUGUUUUCGCAUCAGCACCGUACGUGAUGCAGCGCAGUUGGGCAUGGCUUGGAAGUCACGAACACGUAGUCUGCAAGUUUUUGACACAGAAUUGAGUGCUGACAGCGUGGAAUGGUGCCCAGUAUCUAAUUGCCACAGAUUCCUGGUUUGCGGGACUUAUGAGCUCCAAAAAGGGAAAGGGGAAGAAGAUGGUGCCCCAAACCGGACUGGUCGUUUGUACCUUUUUGAAUAUCAGCACGAGGCAUUGAGUCCUCCUCUCUCUGAACGACAGCGCAUGGACACACCAGCGAUUUUAGAUUUGAAAUGGUGUCAUGUGCCUGUGUCAGGAAAGGUCAUGCUCGGACUGGCAGCUGCCACUGGAGAACUGCAGCUAUAUGUAUUUUCAGACCCCCAGGAAGGCACUCCCAAUCUCCAAACUCUGAGCAGCGUCGAGCUGGGUGUAGACAAGCUGGCUCUGUCAUUAGAUUGGUCCACAGGAAGAAUGGACAGCAGCAGUGAUGUGCGAGUGGUAUGCAGCGACUCUGCAGGUCAUGUCAGUGUGCUCUCUUUGGAUGAAGGUUCUCUGAUGACUUUAUCACAGUGGAAGGCUCACGACUUUGAGGCUUGGAUCUCAGCCUUCUCCUACUGGGACACACAGUUGGUAUACUCAGGUGGAGAUGACUGUAAGCUUAAAGGCUGGGACCUCAGGAUCGGUCCUUCCAGCCCUACUUUUGUCAGUAAAAGGCAUUCAAUGGGUGUGUGCAGUAUUCAGAGCAACCCACACCGGGAACACAUUCUGGCAACAGGCAGCUAUGAUGAGAAGGUACUCCUGUGGGAUGGCAGAAAUAUGCAGCAGCCUUUCAGUGAGAGUUUGCUUGGUGGUGGGGUGUGGAGGUUAAAAUGGCAUCCGACUCAUCAGCAUCUGCUGCUGGCAGCAUGCAUGCACAAUGACUUCCACAUACUUCACUGUCAACAGGCCAUGGAUUCCAACAAAGGUGCUUGUCCUGUUUUAGCCUCCUACAUCCUCCACAACUCUCUGGCAUAUGGAGCAGACUGGUCUCGACUGUCCCUGGAGGAACCUGCUCCUGUCUCCCAUACUGCUGUAGAUCCAAAGGAACAGCUCACAGACAGCAGAGGACAUCUGAGAAUCCAGUAUGAAUCUCCCACUGCUAGCUUCGAUACUUCCUUAGAAGAUGAUUGUGGGCAAUACAUCCCAGAAGGCAUUGCUCCACAGUCUACAAGCUCCAAUUCAGGCGACAUCUUCACUCCUGAUCAAGAUGUUUCUUCAUUGUCUUUUCUUCUUGCAAGUUGCUCAUUUUAUGAUCAUAUGCUUCACUUGUGGCAUUGGGAUUGGGCUCCAGCUGAAGCAAUAGAUCAAUGUUGACCUUACUAGAAAGACUAGUUGCAUUGGCUUUCAGAUGUGAAGCUCAUUUUCAUGUAAGUUGAUCAAUAAUUAAAAAUUCAUUUAAAAAAAUAAUGUAGCAUUUUUUUAUGCUGCCUUGAUUCAUUUAAAAAAAUAAUGUAGCAUUUUUUUACGCUGCCUUGAUUUUUUUGGGAGUACCAGUAAAUAUCUCCCAGGCUUGCUUAAAUACCUGUUUUUUUAAAAAGUUAUUGAUUUAAUAUUUUAGGCAUUCAAAGUAAAGCCAUUCUUUUUUGACAGAUAAAAUGUGGUUGGCCAUUUGAAAUAUAUUUCUUUUUUUUAAAGACUGCUUCAUAAAAGUCCAGUGAGUUGCACAGUUUAAUUUACUUUCCUCUUCAAACUGUCAUUAUAAGUGCAUUAAGUGAUCCUAACUACUAAAACCCGUUUCACUCUUUUCCUUAUACAAUUGUAAUAAUGGUAAAGACAUGCAAUAGCUCUGACAAAGGACUGCUAGUUAAGGAACCCUCAAUAACGGAAAUGCUUAGUAAAAUUGUCAAAAGUAAAGUCAGUGGGUCAUGUCGUUAUUGAUCACCCAUCCAUCCAUUUUCCAAGCCGCUUAUCCUCACAAGGGACAUUAUUAAUCAAAUGAUGGGAAUAUUACCCAUAUGGUGCCGAAUGAAUAGUUUGACAAGAACAUGGACAUAGUUUUCCUGACUAGCUUAGUUUGUAUCACAAAUACAGUAUGGCUCUGAAUCGUGGAAACAAAAAGUUCAAUACCUAGUUUCACCCACCCAUUUUUUACAUUUUAUUUUAGACUGGGCAUUCCAUAAAACAUUGAAGAACCCAGGACAAUAAAAUGUUUUAAAAAAGUUUAGUAUUUCUCAAAGGGCAACAGCACUAGAAUGUGAUGGAUUCCAGCAGUCUGCUUAUAAAGUACAUUUGCACAGUGCUUCAUU
Syngnathoides biaculeatus (alligator pipefish) is the source of this 2596-nucleotide messenger RNA. It is a transcript of the gene dph7, whose product is annotated as diphthamide biosynthesis 7. The coding region runs from base 246 to 1664 and encodes 472 amino acids. Lineage: Eukaryota; Metazoa; Chordata; Actinopteri; Syngnathiformes; Syngnathidae. Gene Ontology annotation, molecular function: protein binding. The transcript has 10 exons. The record is from RefSeq and is a predicted model, not a curated record.